Molecule: messenger RNA, 291 nt
Organism: Knipowitschia caucasica
Lineage: Eukaryota; Metazoa; Chordata; Actinopteri; Gobiiformes; Gobiidae
Source: the annotation of a GenBank genome assembly
AUGGGCUUACCGGUCUUGAAGAGGGCCGCUGAGUCACUAGCGUCCUUCGAGGUUUCGUCUGCUCCUUCCCCAGAGCUCAUGGCUGCUUUCGCCCAAAUCCAAGAGCUCAACAUCGCCAGUAAAACUCCCAUCCCGGAGCUCCGGAGCACCGCCGGGUUGUUCUGCCUGGGAGUAAAACCGAGGGGGAGUCGCUGUAGUGGCGGAGGUGGGGCCUCGUCAGUCUCCGUGAGAUUUCGGAAAAGAGAAGAGUCGACGACGGGUCAUCAAGCGUCUGCGGUCAUGUGUGCGUGA